Molecule: messenger RNA, 4323 nt
Organism: Paramormyrops kingsleyae
Lineage: Eukaryota; Metazoa; Chordata; Actinopteri; Osteoglossiformes; Mormyridae
Product: lysophosphatidic acid receptor 6-like
Biological process (GO): G protein-coupled receptor signaling pathway
Cellular component (GO): membrane
Molecular function (GO): oxysterol binding; G protein-coupled receptor activity
Source: RefSeq, a predicted model, not a curated record
GUUGCCCUAUUGAGCAGGACUCCUAGUGGACGGUACAACCAGUGUAGCUGCUUAAUUUGUACAUGAAUAAAUGCUUACUUUUAUUAACGGCCUUACAUUAACACUUUUUUAUUGUGUUGUAAGGUGCUGCCUAUUACAGACAAAUUAUCCCUUUUGUGUGAACAGAGAUCACCAACAUCAGGAUAUGGGCAAAGCAAAUGAUGUAACCCGUACUGGUUUACACAUAAGUCCAGUAAACAUGUAGCAAUACUUCAUAACAAAUAAGGUUCGUCAGGGUCAUACCAGAAACACGACGCACGUUCAUUUUUAAAAAAAUACGUCCAAGGGAACUUCCCAUAUAGUCAAUAAGGAGUCUGUAUUUCACACUUUAAAUAAUCGCUUUCAGGGAAUGGUUAUCUUACCCGGUCCUUCAAAACAACGUCUACAUGUGAAUAAUAAAAGGCUAUCAUGAAAAAGCGACGCAAUUUUGAAAUUAAAAACGUAGCUGGAUUGUGUAAGUAUAUAAACUAUGAUAAAGAAAUCCAUCGCGACAUACGCGUGUGUUGUUCUAAGGGGGUAGACUUUCCUGAACAAUGAUGCUGUCUGUUUCACAGAUUGUAUCACUAAUUUAUUAUUCUCUAAACACCAAUGCUUUAUUGUUGAUCAUAUCAUUUAAUUUUGAGACGUAGCCAUUGCAUCGUGUGUGUCUCCUUUAUAGUUCGUACAGAGAAGCAACCGGACAUCGCUAUUAUAAACGUAUAGGCUACAGGAACAAUUUUAAAUCAAUUAAGCUCUUUAUAAAAGCUAUAGUUGCUGGUCAGUGUACAUUGAUUUAGUCCGAAGUGUAUAUCUAGAAAUAAAAAACGCGAUUUAUUCAACAAAAAAAAGAUCAUAGUUUUAUUGGUUGUUUCGGAACUUAUUCCUAAAUAAAUGUCCAAAUACCCAAACGCGUGGAAAUCGACAGCCAAGAUUUAAUACGGCUUCCGCUUUAAGCGUGAAUGUUUAUGUUUAUUACUGGUUUGCCUAGAGACAGAAGCAUUAAGAGUUAAGUAAUAGGCAUGGAAGCGCCCAGAGUGAAACUGGAAAAGGGGUAACGGGAAAGCGCGCUCGCGGGAAAUGCCACCACACACCUGUUUAUUUAGACAAUCUUGACUUGCUGCUUGAGAAGAGGUCUCGAAAACGGUUAGUACGGUAAUUCGAGGAUAUUACUAGACACAUAUAUAGGACUAUAAGGAUAACAGCUUGUGUUUGUGUCUGUGUGUGUGUGUGGGUAAAAUUAAGGAGUAACACAGAGUUGAAGAUAAUCCAUAAGAAACUGCGAGUGCAGGAAAUGUCACAAAAACACUGUCACAAAAACACUGCACAACACUAACGCUUGUUAUUAAUGUUAUUAUUAUGAUCUGAUUUAUACAAUACAAAAUCAAUAGUUUGGGCAGCUCAACUUGUUUCUUACAAAUGUCUCGGAGAGCAAACAUAACAAAUUUGUGUAAAUAUAAUUUAAAUUGUCAGUUACCAAUGGAAAAAUAAAUCCAAUAUUAGGAGAUAUUCACCCAGCCUUCCAUCUUCAAAAAGUUUAUCCAGUUUUUGAAAUUGGAUAUCUAUGGACGCCUUAACCGAAGCCGCCGCAGUUAAUGCAGCCACGCCUGGCAUGACGGCAUGGGGGAAUGAGGCCUGGCUUAACCUCACCGACGUGAACGGCACUAAUCUGACGGAGAGCUGCGAGGCACACAGUGCGGAUUUCCAGUACUUGAUGCUGCCGAUCGUCUACAGCAUCGUUUUCGUGCUCUCUAUGAUCGGCAAUCUCACCGCUCUGGCACAUUUCCUGCACUCGCAGUCCGCCACGCAGCCCUCGCAUGUUUUUCUGGUGAACCUGUGUGCCAUCGACCUCCUUUUCACACUCACACUGCCCUUAAAUGUGCUUUACCAUGUGGGUCACAACCACUGGCCCUUCGGAGAGGAGGCGUGCAAAGUGAACGGGGCGCUCUUCUUCGGGAACCUGUACGGCAGCUCCCUCUUCCUGAUGCUCAUCUCGCUGGACCGCUACCUCGCCGUCGUGCACCCGCUGCGUGCCCUCCGGCUGCGCCACCCUAAAUACCGGAUCCUGCUAUCUUGCGCGGUCUGGCUAGCUCUGAUCUCAGUCAUCCUCUACCUAACCCUACGGGUCCCUGCAACCCGGCCCUUCCCGUCUGGGCUCAUCGCCUGCAUGGAGAACUUCUCUUCGGACUCUUGGCACGGCCGCGUCUCCGCCGUCAUCCUGCUGGCGAGCGUGCUGAGCUUCUUCCUGCCCCUGUCAGUCAUCGCCACCUGCUACCCGCUCAUCGCCUGCAGGCUGCUGAGCCGCCAGGCCGAGGACAGCGAGGCGGGGGGCGGAGUCUCGGCGCAGCGCGGCUCGCGGAGGAUGCGCCGGCGGGCCCUGCGCAUGGUGCUCCUAGUCCUGGCCGUCUUCCUGCUCUGCUUCACCCCGUAUCACCUGAACCAGCUGCUGCACACGCUGGCCCGCAUGGACGUCCUGGCCGGCUGCCCAAUCCUCCGUUUCACCUACCCCAUGCGCCGCAUCACCAUGGCGCUCUGUAGCUUUAAUGCCUGCCUGGACCCGCUGGUGUACUGUCUGGCCUCCGAGAGCUUCCAGUGGAGACAGGCCUGGAGGUGCUGCAGAUGUGACCGAGUGAGCAAGAGACUGAGACGGACGCUGGGCCGUGGCUAGAGGUGGCUGGGAGGCCUGCUAGAAGAUGGCUUGCAGAAUGAACAUUAUGCUGGUCCAGUGGCUGCUCUACGCACCGGGUUUCCAAAAGACACAGCGUUCCUCUUAUGAAGAAGGAUGCUUCCAUCUGCAUGGACAAAGCAAGACUAACCCAAGAGCUUGUAGUUCAAUGAUGAUGAGAUCAAAAGGGUCUGUCUCAAACCGGGGACCAGAAAAUGAAAACAGAGCAGAGCCCCUACCGGUAAUAUGUGACAUUAUAAACAGAUUAAGAACUAUGGAUGAGGGGAGGGUCCCAUUUUGAAUAUUUCUCACUUUGGGGAUGGUCCCAGUAUGAGGCAGAAAAUAAUGUGGCUACGUUCUGAAGGAUAUUUAAAACUUUGUUUCGUUAAGAGAAAGAAAUAAGAGUGGAGGAGAAUACUGUGCUGAUUAUCUGGUGGCUGAUAACCAGGGGCGUCGCAGGGACAUGGAGAUCCAGGCGGAUUCGGGGGCCUGGCACUGUAUAGGGGCCCCAAAUGCAACUGUAACCCCCCCCCCCACCCCCAGCUAAGCAAAAUAUAUUGUGAGGUCCAAGAUGACAUUUUUCUAGGCAGCCCAGAAUUUCUAGCCGCACCCCGUGGAAGCAUGAAAGCAUCAACAACGAAUUUUGUCAAGUUCUGCAAAAUGUUCACGAAACAGGGGCAUGGAACCCAGGUUGGAGACCCCUAAUGUAAAUGAUGACUUAGUAAAUAACAUAUUUUUCAGUUACUGCCUGUUAAUACAGUGCUGUUGGUGAACUGAUAGGAUAGAAAUACAAUGACAGUUACACAAUGGUAACAAUCUUUGGGAAACCAAAGAUUUUGAAAGUUAGUCAGGUAUGACUUCCGUAUUACGGAUGGUUCCACCUUGAAUAUAUAUUUAAAUUUACAGUUACUUCAGGCACUCCUGGGUGCUGAACAUUAAUUUGUAAUUAGAAUGUAGUUUUGUUCUAAAUUAGGUUCAGAUGAGAGCUAAAAGUGUAAUAACAUGUAUAUGAUUACAAAAUUAUAGAUGAACUCAAAAGUUAAAUUUAGGAUUACAGCUCAUUUUCAGGAUUAAGCAGCCAAUGGAGUGCUGAAUUAAGUACCUCUUAUUUUCAUUCAUAUUGAACACGGUGGUGCAGUGGUCAGUGGUGCAGUGGUCAGUGGUGCAGUGGUCAGUGGUGCAGUGCUCAGUGGUGCAGUGCUCAGCACUGCUGCUUCACACCUCUAGGAUCAGGGUUUGAGCUUCUGCCUUGGCUCUGCAUGUGUGGACUUUGCCUGGUCUCCCCUCUGUGUCCUCCCGGGUCUCCAGAUGGGUGGUUGGAUGGAUGGUGCAAUGUGUGUCCCCCUUUCGGUUGGAGUCUGUGGAUGUCCCAGCAAUAAUCUUAUGCAUACAUGCAACUACUUCUGCAGCAGCCAGUAGGGUUCUGGUUAAAGACGAUGUUAGCUCAAGGGGAUCUCGUGUAGUACUUUUGCACAAGUAAUAUUUCUGACUCUAUAAAUAAAUAAAAAUCAUAUGCCUCUUUUGAUACAAGAAACUUAAUACUGUAUGAAGAUAUUUUGUUUACACGUUUAUAUUGGACUUACUAACCCAAAACCUGGCUUAGUAUUUGUUUUGUAUAUGUAUAAAAAACAGCAUCCAUUUCA